Molecule: messenger RNA, 426 nt
Organism: Babesia bigemina
Lineage: Eukaryota; Apicomplexa; Aconoidasida; Piroplasmida; Babesiidae
Exons: 1
Coding region: 1-426 (141 amino acids)
Source: RefSeq, a predicted model, not a curated record
AUGCGCCAAAGAAACAGAGGUACAAAAUACGAAUGUGAACCUUCCAGAUGUGGAAAACAAUGUAAAUACAAAGAGAAAAACUGUAAAUGUGACUGUUGUGUAAAGAAAUGUACAGAGCAGGCUGACACCUGCAAAGCCCCUCCGUUUCCCCCUCCACAGCCUCUCGGUGAUUCCUCCGGUCAUCAGGAUCACGCCGUCACUCAAGAUAAUGCCGCCCGUACCGAAGCUCUUACCGAAGACAGCAAUUUGCAAUCUUCCUUCGGCCCUUCUUUUUCGCUUCCCCCAGAAACCAUCGCCGCCGUCAUCGUUGCCAUCAUCGUCGCCAUCAUCCUGCUCGACCUGUGCAUCUUCCGCUUCCCGGUGGGCCGCAACAUCCGCGAUUUCCUCGUCCGCAAGAUACCCUUCUGCAUCGCGUUUUACAGCUAA